Cloeon dipterum is the source of this 1687-nucleotide messenger RNA. Its product is annotated as dynein regulatory complex subunit 4-like. The transcript is spliced from 6 exons. NCBI's taxonomy places the organism in Eukaryota, Metazoa, Arthropoda, Insecta, Ephemeroptera, Baetidae. Gene Ontology annotation, biological process: cell motility. Gene Ontology annotation, molecular function: small GTPase binding; microtubule binding. The record is from RefSeq and is a predicted model, not a curated record. The coding region runs from base 132 to 1577 and encodes 481 amino acids. Gene Ontology annotation, cellular component: Golgi apparatus; motile cilium; microtubule.
UCCUAAACAAAUAAACUUAUUUACUGUAGUCAAGGUAGCGUUGGGAGGGUUAUUGAACUGCCCUAAACGUGCAAGAAGUCUGCAAUCAUGGUUAGAAAUUGUUUUUUUCUUGAGGCAUUUCUUUAAUAAUUAUGUUUCAGGCACCAAAGAAGAAGGGUAAAGGUGGCAAAAGGAAAUCUGGUGGUUCGUCUAGCAUGGUGGACAGUGUUGGCACAGCAGAGAUGAGCAAGGAGCAACUUGAGGCUCAUGCCAAUCGCCUCCGCCUCGAGAUAGAACGAGAGCGAGAGGAGCGCAAUUUCUUUCAGCUUGAACGGGACCGAAUCCAAAUUUUCUGGAAUAUAACUCGCCAACAACUAGCUGAGAAACUGGCUGAAUUAAGGAACAAAGACCGAGAGAUGGAGGAAGCGGAAGAAGCGCACCAAAAUGCAAUUAAAGCUCUGAAGCAACAGCUACACAACGUCAUGUACGAGCAACAGUUGCAAUUGACUGAACUAAAAACGGAAAAUAUGGUGGCACUUAAGCUGGAGCAGGAUGAAUAUGCUCGACGGGAAGAACUGCUUGUGCAGGACAAAAGGGAUCUUCAGCGCCUGCUUAAAGAAAAUGAGCUACAAACCCAAGAUAGGAUCCGACAGCUCAAACUUCUUAACUCCAAGGAGCAAGCAGAGUUACGAGCUGAACAUGAGAACAAAAUCAGCAGUCUUCAAGCAAAAAGCCAACAGCAUUUGGACAAAGUCCGCCAAGAGCUGCGCCAGUGGGCAAAUAAAGAGUUUGUGCAGUUGGAGCAGAGCAAAGACCAGGAAAUGUGUGCGGUACGCACCACUCAGGAGCAGGCGCUGGACAGCAUGAAGGAGUACUACAAAAAUGUUAUUGCUAGCAACAUGGCCCUGAUUGCCAACAUGAAGAUGGAGCUGUCAGACUCUAGGAAAAAAGAGAGUCGUUUGGAGCAGCAACUGGUUAAGGCCAAGGCUGAGGAUCUGAGUGGGCCAUUACAGAGUGCACAAACGCAACUGGAAGAAUAUUUCAAACAUUUUUCAAAUUACCAGAAUGAUAAGGAGUUGCUUGAGAAAACAUGGCAAAGACAAAAGCUCCUGCAGCAGAAACACUCCACUCUCAAACGGGAGCAUAACGACUUGCAGGUGCAGCGAGACAACUUCGAAGCUGAAGUCAAACAGUUGAAACAGCGUUUACUGACACUUGAGACCGAAAAAAACGUUGGCGCUGGCCUUUUAUCUUUAGUUCAGCAGCACAAGCUCAAAAGUUUAAGCUCUCAGCUGGAGGUGCGGCAGGCACAGCUUAACCAAAUUCUGGCAUCCUGCCAUGCCGACCCUUGUGAGGCUUCUGAAAGCUCAAAAAAACUUGAGGACCUGUUAAAGAAGAAGGACAGUGCCAUUUCGCGGCUUCAGUUUGAGCUUGCAAAGGCGUGCAAGGCACAUAACGAAUUGUUAGCCGCAUUUAAAACACGCCUCCGCGAGUUUGGGUUGCCAUGUAAGGACUUGGACCUCUCACCCCUUCAACCAGCGCCUUUCUGCCCGGCUAUUCGCUCUAGAGCAUCAACCCACGCCCUUAAAUCCAAUUAAGUUCUGACUAAGUUUAAUCUAUGAUUAUAUCAUUUGAAAAUAUUUUUCUUAUCAAACAUACAUAUUCAUGCAACAUUUGAUUUUAUUAUGUGAGCACUAAAAUAAAAUAA